GUGAAGCAUAGUUGGGGCAUGUUUACAUUUCAGAAAUUGUAUGGUUUUUAUUUUUUUUUCUCUGUUUCUCAUACCAGAACUGAAUUGUACAUCUUUUAUUUGUCUUUGAAGAAAGACUUACGUUGGAAUCAAAGGAAGAACCACUCAAUUAUAUUACAUCGUUACACUGUGAUCUAGAAUUCUUCAUUGCAUUUUCUAGUUUGAAUUGUUUUAUUUUUAACUGGACAAAACAUUACUAAACAUUUAUGAGCUUUUCUUUUAAUGAUCCGGUAUGGGUUCAGUAAAGAGAUUGUUGAAUGCCCAGGUAUAUUACAUGAACUUAAAUGCCAUUGGAAUUCCAGUAAGCUCUGUGAUAUACGCAACUGGGGACUUGAAAGGUGAAGCUGCCGAGCGUCUCUCUCUCAUGCCCGCUUCUUAUGGUUCUUCUCAAUUUCAAAAGAAUAGAAAUCAUCCACUUUUUGAUUGGAUGAAUAAGUUUAAGAGCAACGCACAUAGUUAUGCUAAAGGAAUAUGUGACCUUGUGAGUUUGGGAUCCACUGUUCUCUCAAACUGUGAAGGGGAAGUUGAGCUUGGGCAUGAGGGUUAUUCAAGGAUGAGGAAUCGAAAGAUUUUUCAGACAAAAUUUCUCUUUAAAAGGAGAGAAGUUCUUGAAUGCCUUCCAAUGCUAUUUGUCAACCACAGCCGGUCCUAUUCGAAGGCUAAUGGGAGUCAGUUCAAUGCAACCUUAUAUUUAGGAUCUUCAACCUUCAUAGUUUUUGUAAAAUAAAAUACAAAGUGCACUUGU
Messenger RNA from Phalaenopsis equestris, 784 nucleotides. RefSeq lists its product as uncharacterized. The record is from RefSeq and is a predicted model, not a curated record. The transcript is spliced from 4 exons. The coding region runs from base 272 to 766 and encodes 164 amino acids. NCBI's taxonomy places the organism in Eukaryota, Viridiplantae, Streptophyta, Magnoliopsida, Asparagales, Orchidaceae.